AUGACUACUGCAGAUAGAUUUAAGUUCAUUAGAGAACUUGAGCUUACUAAAGAAAAGCAAACAUUUGGAAGAUCAAAGGAAGAAUAAAAAUUAGGAGAUAAAAGCUUAAGAAUUUAUUCUAGAGGAGGAGCAGAAUUCAUCAUAACUUUACUAUUUAAGAUCAUUGAUGUAUUUCCAAUAGAAGAUGGAGUCAUCAUAAAGACUGAGUACAACAAGGACCAUUUAGUAUUUGAUCCAUUCUCAAUAAGAGCAGGAAAUUAAAAGCAGCAGCCAUAAUUUGCCUAUAUGACUAUUACUGGGCAUCCUUUAAAUGAUGUACAUCCUUUAUCUUUUGGAGGGAAAAAUGAGAUGAUUCAAACUAAUCUUGACAUCAUUCAAGUCUCGUAUAAGAUACCAUUCGUAGUACUAUUUAACAACCAGAGUUUCCAAUUAUCAUUUGGAUUACUAAAACAGAAAAAAGAAGAGGUGAAUCUUGAUAUAUUUGAAGAAGGAGAAGCAUAUGUUAGAGGUAUUGAACCAAACAGCAGACAUCCUGAGAUAUACAACAUCUCAAAAGAAUACCAAAUUUAUGUUGAAGAGAUACACUCAUUUCCUAUUCCUCUUGCACCUACAUUUGAUGUCUGCAUGAUAAAUUUUAGCAGACAUGGGCACCAGAGUGAUGAUUCAAUUAAAAUUAUUUCAAAUAACCUAGCAUUUUAGCUUUAAGUUCAAUCUGAUGAUGCUUACUCCAACUCAAACGUCUAAUAUCUUAAGAAGAGAUUGAGAUUUUAUAAUAAAGAUCUUAUGAUACUAGAUUCAACUUAGAAGAAUGCCAUUUUUUAUCAUGGAGUCAAUCAAAUCUAUAGUCUAGAUCUAAUUUAAAUGGUUGAUGGGUAAUUAUCAGUUUAAGAAAAGAUUUAGGCUCAAAAUGCUUCAAUUAUUGGAUUAAAGCAUAGUAGCAAGUCGAAUGUAUCAUUAGCAUUUUCUAAUAGCUUCGAAAAAAGAUUCAACUUUAGACUUUAGAUUAAUGACUUCUUAGUAAAAUCCAUAUUGAAGACUUUAAAAAAGUUGCUUCCAUCCAAUCUUUUUGAGUCAUUUUAUUAGGACUAUAUAGAUUCAAUCACAAGAUCAAGCUAAGAGUUCAAGCAAGGAAAUGAUAGCUAAGGAUUUGAUUAAUUCAAAAGAUUAUAAAACUUAAUUAUUCAAAUUAUCUCAGGUGAGUCUACUGGAAAUAUAAAAAAGUUUACUAGCAAUUAAUCAUCUGGUAUAUCAUAAACAGUCUAAUAGACCUAGCAUUAGUAACAAUAGAUUAGCUAAACAUAAAACAAACCUAAUUAAACAUUGCAGACUAAAAUACUUAGAAGCUCAACUACAAAUUUCAAUGAUAGUAUUGCAAAUAGAAGAAAAAUUUAGACAUCAUCAAGUUCUUCUACUGGCUAAUAGCAAUAGUAAUAGAUUCAAAGAACUUAAGUCAAGUCUUAGACUGGCUCAACUUAAGUUUAGACCAGAUAAUCAAUGCCUAUUGCUGCUAAUAAAUCAAAUUAACCAAAAAGACUAGCAUCAGGAAUAGAGUAAUCGUAACCAUUUUCUGUUGCUUCAUCUGUUUCUCUAUAAAACCAGAGCUAAAAUCCUUUUAUGGAAUUACUAAACUCAGACUUCCAUAAAGACAAUUUCGGAACAUAAUUUUCCUCAUUUUUCCCAAAAAAUUUCGUAAUAGCGAUUCCAUAGCCUGUGAUAUUGUCUUAGAUUGAUGAAAAGCCAACACAAGUUUCUAUUUCCCCUACAAAGUCAAGUAAUAGAGUUACAACUCAAAAGAUUUCAUCAACAAAGUAAUCAAAUACAUUUUAGCCUACACACGAGAGAAAGAAUUCUAAUAUUUAAAGUCCUUCUCCAUCAUAGUCAUCUAGCAUUCAAUCACAAAUCUAAUAACAAUAGCCUAUUACGAUUUAAGUUUAGCUUUAAUCAUUCCUCAGAACAUCAAAGCAAGAUUUUAUGCCAUUUAUGAACAAAAUUUUCGAAUUAUUGCAUCUUAUGUAUGAAGAUCUUAAACUCAACAACUUAAGAGAUAGUACUGAAAGACCUAAACUUGCAAAAUUACUUUUAAGAUUAGCUUUGUUGAUAGAUCCUGUAAAAAAAGCUGCAUUUGUCGAGUAUUAUCUCAAGGAAAAUGAUUUUUCUAAGUCUGAAAUUGAUAAUGAAGUAAAGAGAUAUUACAAGGAAGGCUCUCUUCUUAAAAAGGGUGCUGAAAUAGAGCCAGUUCCUAAGAUUUAUAAAUGGAUAGAAUAUUAAUUAAAGAAAUAGCUGGGUAUGUUAAACUUUCCAUUUUCCCUGUUCUUUGAGAAAACUAGGAAGAUAGUUCGUCUUUAUGAGCUGCUAAAUGACUCUAGAAAUAAUUCAAUCCUGAAUGAUAACUUGUUCAUUAAAUAGCACAUUGAAGCUGAUAAUGAUGCAAUAAGAGAAUUAAUAAUAAGAGGAGGAGCAUAUCAAUCCGACUAAACUUAUGGUCUAUAAAGAGCCUCUGAAUACUUAAUGAAUAAUAGGUUAAAGGAUUUACAUCCCUUUGAAAAGAUUCUUUUCUGCCUCAAAGAUGAAAGUUUAAACAUUGAUGACCUCAAGAACAUUCCAAGUAUUGUAGCCUUGCCUAUAUUAGAAAUAAUUAGAUUUGCAAGACUUUUUCAAAAGGACAUCCAAACAGUAGCUCAUUGGCCUGAUUCUCUGUAUAAGUUAAUUCAAAGAGAAGAUAUUUUGAACAAUCUUAGACUGUUUGAAAGAAAUAAUUAGCCUAAGGCUAAAAGUUUCAAUUAAGAAACAGGGACAAAUGUAUAAAGAUAAGCAAGUAAAAAAUUUGCACUAAAUAGAGGAUUAACAAAUGUUUUUGCUGAUAAUUCGAUAGAAGAGAUUUAGCAAGAGGAGCACAGAAAAGAAAUGUAAUCGAACAUUAUUAAAGCUACAGCAGAUCUUAUUUAUCAGUAAACUAAUAGCAGCUCUGAAUUUGAAAAUGGUCCCAAGAAUACUUCAAUUGUUGAUUUCUUUAAAAACAGGUUCUCUCAAGAUACAAGACUUAAAGAAGUUUAAAAUAUGCUGACCUCAUCCUCUGAGAUAAUUGUAAAGCUCGAGCAUAUUCAAAAUAGAGAAACACUUUCAGAAGAGGUUUUUAAUACAGAGAAGCAAAAGCUCUUAGAUAGAAUGUUCUUAAGACAUCUAUCUAAAUGUAAUGGUAGAGGUGCCCUAACCUUUGGAACAAUGCAGACUAUUCCAACUGAAGUCUUGCAUAUUCCCAAGAUUAAUCCGACUGGUUAUGCACCAAUGAACGAAUCAUAUAUGUAAGUCGAAUUUAAGGAUGAUGCUUAAAGCAAGGAGAUGCUAUAAUGGCCUGAAUUUCAUAAUGGUGUUGCAAGUGCUCUUAGAAUUGCUUAAAGUUUUAGAAGAGAUAGAGAUAAUAGUGGAGUUACAUAAUAACAUACUAGAAACUGGAUUAUGUAUCAUAAACCACAAGAGCCAAAAUAUGAACAUGGUGGAUUUUUACUCGCUAUCGGAUUAUUAGGUUAAUUAGAUACUCUUUAACCAACAGAUAUUUAUCAGCAUUUAAAGUCAACUCAUGAUGCUACAGCUAUUGGAAUGUUAUUGGGAAGAGCUGCAUCUAAGAUUGGGACUAUGGAUGAUCAUGAUACUAGAACUCUGUGUAUCCACAUCCCAUAUUUGCUUCCUCCAAGUUUGAGCAUCGAUAUCUCUUUAUCAAUUCAAUCAGCAGCAGUGGUUGGAGCAGGAUUACUUUAUAAAGGAACAUCAAAUAGAUUAAUGACUGAAAUGCUUUUGGCUUAGAUUGGAAGAAAACCAUUAUCAGAUAAGGCCAUUGAAAGAGAAGGUUAUGCCCUAGCUUCAGGUAUUGCUCUUGGAUUAGUCAAUUUGGGUGUCGGAAAUUAAAUGCAAGGACUUAGUGAUCUUAAGCUAGAUGAGAGAUUAAUAAGAUAUGUGGAGGGUGGCAAGAUUAUAGAUUUACCUUAAUCUAUGCUCUCUUAAAAUUUCAAUCAUGAAAAUACACAAAAGCAAGGAUCAGGAUGUUCUUCAAUCAAAGAAGGAGAUAUGGUAAAUGUUCAUAUUACAUCAUAAGGAGCAAUUGUUGCACUAGCAUUAAUUCAUUUAAAGUCAAAUAAUCAUCAGCUUGUGAAUUAACUCUAAAUGCCCUAGACUUUUUAUUAACUUGAAAGUGUUAGACCAUCUUUCUUGCUUGUAAAAACUCUAUGUAGAAAUCUAAUAAUGUGGGAUCAAAUCUAAUGCUCAAAAGAAUGGAUCUCAACUUAGAUUCCUUAGUUAAUAAGAGAAAUUUAUGAGAAUGAUAUCUAGACAGUACUAAAGAGAAAUCAUCAAAAAUCUGUGAUUGAAGAUGGCAUUGAUUUUUCAACAGUGGCCUUAUGUUAUGUAAAUAUACUUGCAGGAGCAAUAUUCUCUAUUGGAUUUAAAUAUGUUGGCACAGGAAACAGACAAGCAUUUCAAUUAGUGAACGAGUAUACCCAAUUCUUCUUUAGAAAGUUAAAGAUAGUCCAAUCCAAUAAAGAUUCAAUCGGAGUUAUCCAUACCAAUUUUACUAAGAAUCAAGUUGAUAAAAGUACUGUCGAAACCUGCCUUUGUGUUUGUGCUUUUGCAAUGAGUAUGAUAAUGGCUGGUACUGGAGACAUUGAAUGCUUUAGAGCUUUAAGAGUCUUGAGAAAGAGAUUCGAGUAUGAUAUGCAUUAUGGAUAUAACAUGGCUAUCCAUAUGAGUCUUGGUUUUCUAUUUUUGGGUACAGGAGCAUUUACAUUCAGCAACAAUGAUCUAGCUAUUGCAUCUCUGCUAUGCUCAUUAUAUCCAAUAUUCCCUUCAAAUCCUAAUGACAAUAGACAUCAUCUUUAAGCAUUGAGACAUUUCUAUGUUCUAGCUAUAGAAACAAGACUUUUAUAAGCAAGAGAUAUUGAUAGUGGUGAAUUCCUUCGAAUUGAUAUGGAGGUUAUUGUAGAAGAGACAAACUAAGCUGGUUAAGUUGAAAUAAAAAAUAAGUAAAUAAAAACACCUGAUAUCAUUAACGGAACAAUAAAAAGUAUUGAAAUAAAUAAUGAGUAAUAUCACUCAGUAAGUAUUGAUUCCCUAGGUGAAAAUGAUAGCAAUGAUCAAAAAAAUAUUUUUGAGACUAAGAAACUCAAAAUUUUUGAGCAAUUCGGUUUUUAAAAAAUAAUUUACUUAAAGAAAAAAGCUUCAAUAACCAAUAAUAGUUCUUCGUAAGGAUACUAAAGCUAGAAUUUUAAUAUAGAUCUAGAGACAAAAAUUCAAGAAUCUGAAUUGAUGUAAAAGCUCUUAGCUUAAGAAUAUUCAUCAGUUGAUUUUGAUCUCUUGGAAUAAUCAGAUAAGGUUAUUGAAAACCUAAAUAUGAUAAAAGAUCCUUCAAUCAGUACGUUUUACAAAUAAUUUGCUGAGCUUAAAUAUUUUCAGAGUUCAACUAAUUUCUCAGAAAUUGAAGAUGUAUUGCUUGCUCAAAAUAAAGAUCCCCUAGGUUAACUAAGUCCUCAAGAAUUCUUUAAAAUUCAAGAUACUUUUGAUUCAAUUUAACAGUCUUUAAUCAAGAAUUAUCUCUUCUAAAAUACCAAAGAUAAGUUGAAAACCAUGAAAGUCGUUUACAGUGCAUAUCAUUCUGAUCAAUUAGACUUUAUUAAAAUCAUGAUGGAACUAGUACUCAAUGGCUAAUAAGAUAAGAUUGGUUUGCUAAAAUCUUAUCAGCAUUUUAGAGAGAAUCAGCCCUAGCUAUCGAAACUGGAAAGAGAUAGUAUUCUUCUAUUUAAUGCAGAUGAGAAAGAUUCCUCUGUAGGGGACCUGAAUUUAUAUUUGACAAGCAUGCUUGAUGAUUUCACAAGUACUACCUCUUAUAGCAAAAAUUUAAAACAACCAUAUGAUUUGUUUACCAUCUCUCUCGCUAAAUAGAUUGCAGAUAAACUUUUGAAUGAUCUAAAUAUGAUGGGUGAAAAUGAGCUGGUAAAUGCUUAUAGAUAAUAGAAAAUAAAAUCAGAUCCUCUAGAAAAUGGUCCCCUAAUUGAGAUUAAUGAAUCUCUUAAAAUGGCUAUCCAGGCUGUAAUUGGAGAUUUAGAGAAUUUAAACGAAGCUUCUCUAAUUGAUAAGGUAUUAUUACCAGUAAUACUCAAGUAUUGA
Messenger RNA from Stylonychia lemnae, 6153 nucleotides. Lineage: Eukaryota; Ciliophora; Spirotrichea; Sporadotrichida; Oxytrichidae. The record is from the annotation of a GenBank genome assembly.